Messenger RNA from Bipolaris victoriae FI3, 420 nucleotides. RefSeq lists its product as hypothetical. NCBI's taxonomy places the organism in Eukaryota, Fungi, Ascomycota, Dothideomycetes, Pleosporales, Pleosporaceae. Bases 1 to 420 code for a protein of 139 amino acids. The record is from RefSeq and is a predicted model, not a curated record. The transcript is spliced from 2 exons.
AUGGCAACACGACCCAUCCCCUUCAUUCUCUGCGGUCGAACCCCCCAGAUCGCAAAAGCAGUACGCGAAGGCGUGGCACCAGAGUAUCAUGUCCCCCACACCUUCCUCUCCCUCGAAGAAGCAAAAACAAACAUACCCCCCCUCCUCUCCCCCACCAGCCCCGAUCGGCCCGUAGCAGUCGUGCUCGGCGGCGGCUUCAACGACGCCAUGUUUGCAGAGAUAAAAGAGGCGUGCGACACAGCACAAGGGGGAAAGGACGUGGCGUGGCUACGCACGGAUAUAACGGGUAAGGUGGCGAUGCCUGAUAUGAAUGAUCAUGAGGCGUAUGGGAAGGCGAUGGGUGCGAGGUUGAAAAGGGGGUUGGAAGGGUUGGGGGUGGGGAGUGAGGAGGGGGUGAAAGGGGGUGUGCAUUUUUUCUAG